GGAUUAAGCGCGCAGCUGAAAGACGAGAAGGAGUAACAACCCAAGGAUAUCGUUUAUUAGCAAAGGAUCUGCGGGUGCAGACACAUAACGCCAUGCGCCAUGUCAAAACUUCGGCAUUACAGGUCCAUGGAUCAGCCCAGCAGCAGCGGUUGCGUGGCCAUCCGCAAAAAGACUAUGACAGCAGUAUGUUUCGUGUGCAACCUGCCCAUCAUGUCGCACCAGGUGGGUCUGGUGUGGUCAGGUGGCAACGGCUGGGAUGACCUCGUCCGCGAACAGCUGGAGGAGUCAACGAUCCGUCAGAGAUUAGGCGGACGUCGCGAUUCCGCCGCUCAGAUCACUACACCACCGAGCACCUCACCGCCGCCAGGACUUCAACGGCGGAGGCGCAGCUCUUUGGCCCAGCUUACUGACAUUCUGCGCGAGUGGAGCGGAGGCACCAAGCAACAGACCCAGCAGCAGCAGCAGCAGGCUCAACAACAAGCACGCAACAAGGGCCAGUUAAAUCGCCGCGAAACACUCGCCGAUCUCGCCCGCAGCUUGCCCUGGCGGACAUCCACGACCGAUGCGAGCACUGGUGCUGGCGGUGCUGGUGCUGGCUGCAGUUCCAGUGGAGGCAAUAUCACAUACAUUGCCCCGCGCAAGCGUCGCGAAUCGAGCGCCGAUUCCGGCAUACGCAGCAUCAGAUCCCGGCGCGAAUCGAACACGGCCGAGUUCGUUAAACAUUGGAACAGGCGCGAGAGUACAGCAGUUGAGGAACUGCCUCCGAGCCACAUUUCCGUGAAUGUCGUUGUCGUCGAAGCUACCAAGAGCGCCUCGCGCCGCGGAUCCGGGGAGAGCUACUUGUCGAGCAGCCGGCGGGACAGCAAUGUCGCCGGCCGCGUGACAACGCCGCCACCGCCACCCAAGAACCAGGUGGCCAAGAAGCGGGACUCGCUUGCCGCCCCGGAGUUCCCCAACUUCCGGCAGGAGCAGCGUCCCUCCACCAGUUCCGCCGGUUCCUGUCACUCCGACUCCGUCUCCGUGCCACUAAUCCAGUACCAUCAGCAGGUCGACUCCGCAUGCCAGGCCCUGCCGCCGCCAACCAUCAUAACCAGCUCGGUGACGCCGCCGGCCACCAGCCCAACGGCUCCAAAAGGUCGGCGCGACUCCACCACGCAAUGCGGCCGCGUCAAUCGGCGCGACUCAAAGGCCGGCCACAGUCCGGAGCGGGCACCGCGCAUGAACCGUCUCCAGCGUCAGGCCACUGCCUUUGACGAGAGCGUCCUUCCCGGUGGCAGCCGACGCGGUUCCCAGCCGGCCCUCAGCCCGGAUCCGCCCGAGGAUUGUGAACGCCGUGCUUCACGCCGUGACUCCCUCUCGCCGGACAGCGCCUCGCGCGGAGGACGUCGUGACUCGCGCACCCAUCUCUCGCCAGAUCGCACACACGAGCGCGACGGCAGCCCCCGGCGGCAAACACUGCGCCGCCAGAGCAGUUCGGCGGCCCGCCACUCGCCCGACUCCAACAGCUGCGGCUCGUCGAGGGAUCCCAGUCCCUGCUCACGGCCACCGCCUCUGCCGACUGUUGAACAAAACCAGAGACCUGCCAUUAGGCGCCAGUCCACCACAGAGGAGAUCCUAAUAGCGCGCGGCUUCCGGCGCCAAUCCACCACGGAGGAGAUGAUUCGUUGCCGCAACUUCCGGCGCCAGAGCUCCCAGAGCGACGACGUCUGUCGCUACCGCGGACGUCGCGAUUCAUCAGCCCAGAUUAUUGACGGCACCAUCGGCACCAUGACCGUGGAGACCACUAGCACUUUCUUCGACUCCAGUACUCAGACAGAACCAUCGCCGCUAUACGACAACAACCACUACCAUGAGGAGUGUCUGCGGUGCAACUCGUGCGGCUUGAAUUUGACGGGACCCAAUCAGAAGCGCGCCAGGAGGUUCAAGAACCAGAUCCUGUGCGACCUGCAUUUCGCAGACGUGGCCCUAAUGGAGUGCUCCGAUUUUAUGCAGCAACUGCGGAGCUUCAAGCCCCAAUCGCUGGGCUGUGCAGUGGCGCGACGCAAGAGCUCCACGACGUUAAUAUUUCCAUUGCCGCCGCAAGCAUGUUCAGAUGAGUUCUGCGAGGAGUAUCCACAUAACCUAAUGCCCACGCCCGGCUACUGGAUCGAAUGCUCGCGCCAGAAGAUCAGCAUGCCCACUCCGCACACCAUUUGGGAUGAGAGCGACUCCGAGCACGAGGACAUACGGGCGGGCAGUGCCAGCGAUGCGUACUUGGAGCGUGAGUGCAGCGAUCUGUACGAGGACGACGAGGACUCUGAGGCCACACCUAGUCCUCGCAAGAAAACUACCAUUGAGGAGCAGUGGGAUCAGCAGGGUGCCUUCGAACUCAUCUCCGUGGAACAGGAGACGUAUGAGAAAUAUUUCUAUGGCACAGAGCACUGGAAUUAUUUCACCAGCGACGAGGAUCUUGGCCCGGUCAUACUCUCCAUCAAACAGGAGACGCUCAACGGACGCGACCAGUUUCGCAUUCUGGUGCGCGCUGGCUCCUACACGGUGCACGGAUUGAUCCCAGCUUCCUGCGUAUUUGCUGAUCGAUAUAAUCGCGAGGAGGUUGUUCGAUCUUUAGGAAAAGAAGUUAAUUUGAAUCCCCCUCUAACACUAGGACAACUACCAGACACUCCAGAGGAGUUAUUGAAGUUAGAUCAGGUUUUUAUAAAAUCCGAACUUAAAGUUGGCGUCAUAUUUGUCAAAGAGGAUCAAUACACCGAAGAGCAAAUUCUGGACAAUAAUGAAAACUCACCGCUCUUCGAUGAGUUCCUCACACUUCUCGGCGAUCGGGUGCGGCUCCGUGGGUUCGAUAAAUACAAGGGUGGCCUUGACACGGUACAUGAUCUAACUGGCCUCUUCUCUGUUUAUACCAACUGGCGUAAUAUUGAGAUCAUGUUCCACGUUUCCACGCUUCUGCCGUACGAGAAGCACGAUCCUCAAAAGUUGCAGCGGAAACGCCACAUCGGCAAUGAUAUUGUCUGCGUGGUGUUUCUCGAGGCGGACAAUACCCGCUUUAGUCCGGCCUGUAUUAAGAGUCACUUUCUGCACACAUUUAUAUUGGUGCGCGUCUCCGCUCGCAUCAAACACAAGCCGACGCGCUAUGAGGUCUCCGUGGUGACGCGCGACGAGGUUGGCGCCUACAAGCCGUACCUCUGGGAGCAGUCCGUCUUCGAGAAGGGGCCUAUGUUCCGGGAGUGGCUGCUAACGAAGAUCGUGAACGGAGAGCGGGCCUCGUACUCGGCCCCCAAAUUCGCAAGGAUGCAGGAGCGCACACGGUCGCAGAUGCUCGAGGAUCUGGUGAUGAAUCUGUCCAAUCACGCGGAGACAGGCCAGAUACCCAAGCCGUAUCGACGCGGCUCUUGGCGACCGAUUGGUGAGGAUGAGUAUUUCAAAAUGUUGCAUGCUCGCGUAUUAGACAACAAUACACAUAAUGUACAACAAAAACAACAACUGCAACAAUUUCAACAACAACCCCACAACAAUUGUUGCUAUUGCAAGGCCGAGGAAUCGGGCGCCUCAAAGGGCUGGGGGCAGACAAUGGCACACACUGCCGCACACAGACACACAAAUAACAACUACAACAAUAAUGCCGAGACGCAACAACAACUACUACACCAACAACAGCCACACCAACAAUUGCAACAACAACUAAAUCAUCAACAGCAUCUGCAACACUCAACGUCGUCACUCACACACACAUCGUGUUGCGCCAUGUUGCACUUCUGUGUGAGGCAUAGUCACAUGCGACCCUCGUCGCCACUGCUGGACUCGGUCCGGGAUCAGUUUGAGGACUACGAUCAGCUGGCAAAGGACUUCACCCGCGUGUUCCUCAACGAGGAGCCAUCAUGCUUGAGCAACUCUCACCUCUUCGACGUGGUUUUCCUGGUGGGUCAAUCCAAGCAGAAGGCACGCUUCAUUGGAGUCCGGGCCAUUCUGGGCGUACGCAGCCGCGUCUUUCAGGAGAUGCUAUAUGGCAUCCAGACAGGCUUCGGAUCGCCGCAGAUACCCGUCGCGGAGAUUUUCGCCCGCCCUGCACCGUCGUUGGUGUCGCCACAGAAUCAGAAGCCGAAGAGUAACAACUAUCUAACGGUGCCGGACUCGGACUCCAUACGUCCCAAGAGCGUGCCCUCGUCACCGAUGGUGAAGCGGGCGUUCUCUCGCCUGGGGACCAUCACGGCUGGAUGGGGUCGUUCGAUUCGGAAUAAGAACUCGAACCAGUUGAAUCCGGAUGACAAGAAGAAGUGGAUCUCGUCGACAGAUUGUUCGAAUAGGGACAGCAAGGACAAGGACAAGGACAAGCCGGGCAACAACCAGCUGGCGGUACCGCGGCUCUCGGUCUGUGCCGACGCUCAGAAGGUGGACCGGGCCAAGCUUGCACAGACGGAGUUCAACAUCAUCGAAUUUGAUCCGGACACAUUUCGUGUCCUCCUCGACUAUCUGCACACGGGCACUUGUCCUCUAACCUGUGUUUCAAUACCUGGGCUGCUGUGUGCCGCAGAGCACUACGAUCUGCCGGAGCUUCUUCAGGCGUGCUUCCACCACUGCAAGCAGUUCCUACGCAUCGAGGUGGUUUGCCCGAUGCUCAUCUCGCUGGAGAACUACUACUGGCGCUACACGUCCGCCUCCGAGCUGGUCAACAUGAUCCUGUCAUUUGUGGAGAGCAAGGCGCACGCCCUAUUUAAGUGCCCAGAGUUUCUCCAUCUGUCCGAGUCGAUGGUGCAGAUGAUCAUGUGCCGGGAGCUUCAGACCCCGGAGAUCCGUAAAUUUGAGGCGAUGCUCGCCUGGGCCCAGCACAAGGUGGCCAAGCUGAAAAACCACCCCAAUAAGGACACCCAGUUCGAGUUCGAGUGUAUCAUGGAGAGGCUGACCCGCGACCUCAACCUCUGCCGCAUAUCGCCCAGCGAGCUGCUCACCGUUGUCCUACCCUCCAAGUCAAUGAAGAACGAACGCAUCAUGGAGACGCUCAUGGUGCAGGUGAACCUUGGCACCUACCGCAUGCCCGAGCUAGAUGCCUACCGUCAGCAGUUACGCCAGCAGGAGUCCGCCGAGGCCACCGUGCAAGUCCACCGGGUCUACCCGCCAAACGAUGUCCGAGCUUAUGCAAUGGCCUCCCUGGCCGCCGCCCUCGAUAUGCAGCAACAGCAGACCCAGCAGCGUGACGCCACCGACGAGGAGGUGGAACUCUAUGCAAGCUUCGACAUGGGGCCGAGCACUAGCCGGGUGGCGGCCCAGAUGCAGGCGGCCAAGGAGGCUCGUCGAAAGCGGUGGGCGACCGAUGGGGCCAGCGGGAGCAGCGGCGAUGGUGGCUGUGCCAGUGGCAGCAGCGGAAGUGGUCGGCGCUAAUGAAUAUCGAAGCGAGUGCGUGUGGAUAUGUGUGUGCCUCUGUCUAUGCCUGUUUCUGCAUCUGUGU
Messenger RNA from Drosophila persimilis, 5440 nucleotides. RefSeq lists its product as uncharacterized. Gene Ontology annotation, cellular component: cytoplasm. The transcript has 19 exons. NCBI's taxonomy places the organism in Eukaryota, Metazoa, Arthropoda, Insecta, Diptera, Drosophilidae. Gene Ontology annotation, biological process: regulation of small GTPase mediated signal transduction; activation of GTPase activity. Gene Ontology annotation, molecular function: GTPase activator activity; protein binding. The coding region runs from base 100 to 5373 and encodes 1757 amino acids. The record is from RefSeq and is a predicted model, not a curated record.